AUGGAAUCCCGAGGGGUGAGGGUACAAAAAGCUGCACUACAGCGUGUCCUGGACGAAGUCCUUCUCGAUCAAACUUCUUUCCAUGACUCAGCAACGCAACGAGGAUUAUCUAAUGGCACUUCAACUACUCCCACCAUUCGCGACAGAUCCAGUAACGAGCGUAUACGGGGCCAUCAUCGCUCAAGGAAAGCCAACGUUGUUGUGCCCAACCCAGGUUCGCGAUCCUCCAGACGGCCUAACAACUCUCUUGCCGCCUUCAACGACGAUGGGGGCGGUGAGCAGGCUCCCGGACCUGUCGGUCUUCUGGACGAUGCCGGCCAGCUUGCCGUUAACGUGUUCUUGCACGCGUGCGUCACGGAUGCACAUUGGACCUUUAUGACCGAUCUGCUCGGGCGUCAAGAUGCUGGAGGCCCCGCGGUAAUGCAUGCCAUGAAAGCGUGCGGAAUGACCGUACUUAUUGGCUCCAGGCCCCCCUCCAGUGUUCAAACAACCGCUGAGCAGGUGGACUACACCCACGCCGUUAGAUCUCUUCAGCCACUGCUCGAGAACAGCGUCCAUGUCAGGGACGAUAGUACUCUGCUAGCGGUGUUCUUACUCGGACUCUAUGAACCGAUAUCGACCGAUCGAACCACCAACGCGAGCAAACCGAGUCAAUACAAAGCACAUAUCAGAGGCGCUACCGAGCUACUUCGCCUCCGCGGACCAGAUACGUUCACCUCGACCGCGGCAGCAGCACUGUUCCUUGACUGGCGUCCACAAAUCCUCUUUGUCUGUCUAUGGGACUGCGACCCUGUGCCUGAGUUUCUUCUCGAUUGGCCCAAAUGGUUGGAAACAGACAAAAUCGACCCUAACGUGAGACGAGUCGAAGAGCUUUACGGAGUGCUCGCGAGAAUCCUCAACCUCCGAGCUGAGAUCGCAGCUCCGCAGCCAUCAAUGAACAAGGAGACCUUGAUGAGGGAGAUGAUUACACUGACCAACGCCCUAGAUCGUUGGGAAGCCUCCGCAAGGACUUCAGGGUCCUGGAGAUACCAUGCGGUACCGAAAGCGGAGACGCAGUGCUCGAUUGAGUAUGUCUGGAGUAUAAAGACGUACGCCUAUACACAACCUUACACUGUGAGCGGGUGGAACAUGUAUCGAAUGAUCCGAAUCCUACUGCACCUCAUGUUCCGCGCCAUUUACAUUGAAAAAAGUGCAGAAUCAGCCGGCCAGCAAAAUCUUGAGGUGUUUACUGCAGCUCGCAAGCUCAUGGUCGACGACAUAUGCGCCUCGUUUGCGGCUGUCAUCGGCGAGGGGGUUGAGCUGACUCCGCAUCCGCGAUCGAAAUUUGUACGUGCAUACCAGGCAGUCUGGUCACUCUUCUUUGCUGGAAUUUCUCUCCUCGUGGCCUUGCAAGACGGCUCCAGCGGCGCUGAACGUUGCUAUCAAGAGAUUCAGCUCUCUUGGAUCAUGAGCAAGCUUCGGCUCUUAUGGAGGGUGCACGGAAUCAAGUGGGCGGCUGGUCCUCUUGUGGCCCUCACCCAGUCCGACCGGGUGCCUGUUGAGUAUCAGCAGUUCUUAGACAACAUGAUCAAGCUUCCACGCCGCGCUGCUGAACCGCAUCGAAAAUCGACCCCUCCGACGAGGCAGGGGGGACCGGACUCGAGCUCCUCGAGACUCUCCUCAUCUCAGAUCACCACUGCGCUCAUCUCUUGCUGGUGA
Messenger RNA from Saxophila tyrrhenica, 1698 nucleotides. RefSeq lists its product as uncharacterized. NCBI's taxonomy places the organism in Eukaryota, Fungi, Ascomycota, Dothideomycetes, Mycosphaerellales, Extremaceae. The coding region runs from base 1 to 1698 and encodes 565 amino acids. The transcript is spliced from 2 exons. The record is from RefSeq and is a predicted model, not a curated record.